CAGUUUCACUUCCUCCCAGUGAUUCAGAAAGUGAAGCACAGCAGUACUGAAAACAACCCUCAUCCAGCUCAUGAAGAAUGGAGACUUUCAAGAUCAUGACCAUUGUCCAAACUGUUGCUUUUAUACAAGGAUAUGACAGUGUCAUCUCUACUGAGCAUCCAAAGGUCAGGGUCAAUGUGAAACAUCAGCGUUCUGGGUCGUGCUCCUGGACCCUCAGCACCUCUAGAAACAACAUGUCAGUUAUAGCCGUGGAGGAUAUUAAAAGUCUCUCUUCUCAGAUCUGUCUGUCCCUGGGAUGUGGCGAUGUAUAUAAAUUAAAGGCAUUUGAUGCAGAAUUCAACAGUACCUGUCUCACAGGCUGCCUUUACCACGACUCUGAGCUAAACAACUGCACUCAAACUGUGAGAAGCCACUGCAAGGUGCUCUCUGAGGUUAUUUGUGGUUUUCCCUAUGUGGCUCUAAUAUCUAGCCCAUGUUCAUGGACUAUCAAAUCCCCAGACACAGAAUCCUCUGUGUCUCUGACUAAAGACACUGCCCACAAUGUGUUCAGUGAGAUAUGCCAUGAGCUUGGCUGUGGACAGGUCUACAGUCUCACUCAGAGCAGUGUGCGAUUGAACACAACGUGUUUCACAAACUGUGUUUAUCACAACUAUCAAUUAAAAAACUGUACGGAGGUAACUAACCAUAGCUGCUCAAUCCUCUCUGAAGUUAAAUGCGGCAAUGCUGCUGUCCGAUUGGUUGGGGGCGGUCAUCGCUGCGGGGGGCGUGUGGAGGUGUGGCGGGGAUCCUGGGGCACAGUGUGUGAUGAUGGAUGGGAUAUGGAGGAUGCAAAUGUGGUGUGUUCACAGCUUGGUUGUGGGUACGCUGUGUCUGUCAGCGGGCAAGGUGAGCCGUAUGGCCAGGGUACAGGCCCCAUACACCUGGAUGAACUCAGCUGCACUGGAACAGAGGGGAGCUUAUGGGAAUGUCCGGCACUUAUGCAAGGACACGACUGUGGGCAUAAGGAGGACGCAGGUGUGGUUUGCUCAGAAUACAAGGCUCUGCGACUGACAGGAGGUCUGGAUCGAUGCGCUGGGAGAGUGGAAAUCCAUCGCAAUGGUAGAUGGGGGACAGUGUGUGACACGUGCUGGCAGAAGGAAGAAGCUACAAUGGCCUGUGAUAUGCUGAAUUGUGGAGUGGUCAAAAAUUUCACAGCCUUUGACCCCCCCUUCAAGCAUAAAAAUGAAACACUCUGGUAUUUUAUCUGUGAGCAGAAUAGCAAAAACCUGUGGCAGUGUCCUGAGCACAUUAACAAUGAAUAUUUGUGCAUGGAAACAAAAGCAGCUGGGUUGAUUUGCAACAAUUCUCUUGGUCUGCCUGUUCCCACCAGUCAAAUACCAAACUCAGCACCAGCAACUACAGAGGUGACGAAAAUGGAAAAUUCACAUAGAUUCUUCCCGUCUCCAGAGUUACUGGGGUGUUUUGUUCUGGGUUUCUUUCUUGUGAUUGCAGUUAUCACAAAUAUCCUCUUGUGUCAUCAUGAUAAAAAGAAAAAAGCUGUUGUAGUCCAGAAGAGAUACAUGAACCUACAGGCUACAGCUGAAGCAGAGGAAAAUAACUACAGAGAUUCUGUCCAUCUUGUCAAAGUUAUAAACAAUAGCGGUGAUGCUGAGGUUCCCAUAUUUCCUCAGCGUAUCUGGCCUCAGAGUAGCAUUGAGAGUGGAUCGUAUGAUACGGACUAUGAGCAACAUGACAUCAGUCUGGAAGCGGCUUUUCCUUUAUCCACUUUUCACAACUCAAUGCGGUACAGUGCAGAUGGUAAAACGCCUGCUGUAAAGGCUACAAACCUGAACAGUGUGAUGGAGGAGGCUACCCCGGCAGAUGUCUCAGUGAGAGGAUACCAACAAAUCUGUGACACUUCCUCUGAUCAUGAUGCACACCAGAUGCGUGGGUCUGCUAGUGUGGACUCGUUUGAGUCAUCCUGCACCUCAUCAGGAGAAUGCUAUGAGAACACAGGCACAAAAGCACAGGACCUGUGCUCGCUGGAGUCUGCUGAAUGUUAUGAAAAUACAGGGGAAAACAGAGACAGUCUACCAACUGCAGAUAAUGAAGAUUUACUGAAGCAGGAAUCCGGAAGAUCUGUCCUGGGCCACACCAUGGAUCCUUCCUUCAAUUACCAAGAACUAGAUAAAGGGGGCAGCAACAGAGAGGACUCCCCGUUGUACUCACCUGUCAGCUAUGAUAAUGAGGCCGUCUCUUCUGAAAGUGACUAUGAUGACAUUGGCAACUAUAUACAACAACCUAAUUACUUACAUUAGCUGGAAAUUGUGAUAUAGUGGCCACAUACUAUUAGUACAGUACCAUUAGACACCAUACCUGAGAACCAUUUUUUAUCAUUCUUUCAGACCUUUCAAUGUUUUAAAUGUUAUUUCUUUGUUCAUAUAUAUCUGUUUCUACAUAGUAUAAUCAAACUUUAUGCUAAAUGUUUCAUCAAUUUUUGAUAUCAUUGCAGAUUAAGUGCAUACCAGUGUAAAAACUAAGUACAUUUACAUAUAGCCCACAAGUGUUUUUACUUCAAAUGCUUAGGACUGAUGACUGGUUCAUAUAACCACAACCACUGAGGAGGACAUAUUUCACCUAAUAAUCAGAUUUAUUUUGUUGUAACCCUUCACCUUUUGACAAGGAGACCUCAGAACUCUGGAACUUGAACAGAAAAAUACAGUUUUUGCUCAGUCGAGGCUUGUAAAUGAGCCUGCAUGAUUUUGAAGAGGCCUAUGAAAUGUUUUCCAAUAGAAAUGUUAAAUGACCGAAGUGAUGCAGACUAUUCAACAUUUUUGGAAUAGUUCUAUCAUUGACAUAUCAUAUAUUGAGAUUCUUGAAAUGUAUUUAGUAAUUUAUUGUGAUGAGACAAGAAACAUUAACGUAAUGUUCAGCAUGUUAGGCAUACGAUUAAGAAUAAAUAUGUGCAUAUUGUUAAUGAAUUUAAAUGUAAAUGUGGUUUCCUGGAAGCCUUUCAGUAAAUUCACUUGUCUGAGAACAUGAUUCAUAAAACUGAAUCCCCAGAUCUACAGUAAGUAACAAGGUAAAAGAUGUGGCUUUGACUCGAGUAUGUUUUUGUGGUUUAUUAAAGUGACCAUUUGAACCAUUCAUGAAAAAUAAAAAUAUAAUUUGCAAGUUCAAAAUUUA
Molecule: messenger RNA, 3165 nt
Organism: Ctenopharyngodon idella (grass carp)
Lineage: Eukaryota; Metazoa; Chordata; Actinopteri; Cypriniformes; Xenocyprididae
Product: T-cell differentiation antigen CD6-like
Exons: 15
Coding region: 78-2297 (739 amino acids)
Cellular component (GO): membrane
Source: RefSeq, a predicted model, not a curated record